ACGCGCGCGCUUCCCGCCGGGUGACGCGCGGCUUCCUCGCUGCGGAGAUGGGAGCGAGGUAGCGCUGGGCCUGCAGUGCGGCGGCGCUGAAGGCGAGCAGCCUGGUGCGAUCACUGCGGGCCGGCUUUUCCACUCGGGCUCCAGCCCGAGCUAGGAGGAGACUCACCCCCCCCACCCCACCCCGGAACCCUGGAAGGCCGUAGAAGGGCGCCGAUCAGAACAGCGAGCCGCUCCGCGUCACCGCAAGCCCCGCGGCGGGGAGGGGCCGGGCAGCUCCGGGCGGAGCCCGCCAGCCAUGGACACGCCCCCGGGCGCCGGCCCGGCCUCCCUGCGCUUCGCCGCCGCCGGCUGCUGGCAAGUGGUGCGCGGACGCUGCGUGGAGCAUUUUCCGCGGGUCUUGGAGUUCCUGCGGUGCUUGCGAUCCACUGCCCCGGGCUUGGUUCGCUACCGUCACCAUGAGCGCCUGUGUAUGGGCUUAAAGGCCAAGCUGGUGGUGGACCGGAUCCUGAAGGACCGGCCUUGGGCCGAGGUUCUGAGUGCCCUGCAGCAGCACUUCCCUGAGUCUGGACCCGCAGUGCGGGACCCCAAAAUUACAAAACAGGACCUGAGGAAGAUCUCAGAGGCACAGGAAACCUUUUGCCAGCAGGUGAGGCAGCUAGCGGAGGCCCCUGUGGAUCUGGCUGUGAAGCUGCAGGAACUUGAACAAGAGUAUGGGGAUUCCUUUAUGGCUGCCAUGGAAAAGCUGUUUUUUGAAUAUUUGUGUCAGCUGGAAAAAGCACUACCCGCUCUGGAUACACAGCAGCUUCAGGAUGUGCUCAGUUGGAUGCAACCCGGAAUUUCUAUCACUACCUCUUCUGCCUUCAGGCAAUAUGUAGUGGACAUGGGCUGGCCAUUUCCAGAGUGUUCUGUUAGUAAUUCAGUGGACACGAGAGAGUCCAUGGAAAAGAGUCCUCCUCAGCAGCCAAGACUAACAUUCCACAGUCCUCUGCUGGAAGCCAAGCCCAGCCCACACCUUCCUAAGGGACAAGCCACAAGGAAAAACGAAGAAGCUUUGGCUGGCCACCACUUCAAUCUGGCCCCUUUAGGUCGGCGAAGAGCCCAGACCCGAUGGGCAUCCAUUAGGGGAAACUAUAAGGAGCGCCCCACAGUGAAAUUGUUCCCCUUUCGGAAUCUGGGUCCAUCUGUACAGCCUGAGGACAGGGAAGAACAUGGGGGACACAUGGAAGACCCUGCAGGUGCUGUGGGCAAGAAAGCUGCCUCCAGUGGAAAGUCAAGGGGUCCGCCCCAGGACCCAGGGGGAAGGGCAGUGGAGAGCUCAGUUGACUUUUCUGCCUCAGAGCAAAAGGAGAACUGCUCAGAUUGCUCCAUGGGCUCCCUGAGAUUGUCCCUGUCACCUUCAAGAGCCAGAAUCCCAGAGUGUCCUUCACCUAUGUGCAGCUCUGUCGUUACCAUAGGGGACUUGGUUUUGGAUUCUGAAGAGGAAGAAAGUAGCCAAGGAAAGGAAUCCCUGGAGAACUAUCAGAAGACAAAGUUUGACACCCUGAUCCCCACCUUCUGUGAAUACCUCCCCUCCUCUGCACCUAGUGCUGCCCCUUCCUGUGUCCACAGAAACAGUCCUAGGCGCCUGUGAUGGGACUGGUAUGCCCUCUGCUCUCUGCCUGUCUCCUCAAUUCUGCACACAUCUUAGUGGGAAUAAAGUGGAAUCCCAGCCCUGA
Erinaceus europaeus (western European hedgehog) is the source of this 1715-nucleotide messenger RNA. It is a transcript of the gene TINF2, whose product is annotated as TERF1 interacting nuclear factor 2. The record is from RefSeq and is a predicted model, not a curated record. Bases 296 to 1630 code for a protein of 444 amino acids. Gene Ontology annotation, molecular function: telomeric repeat DNA binding. The transcript is spliced from 9 exons. Gene Ontology annotation, cellular component: shelterin complex. Lineage: Eukaryota; Metazoa; Chordata; Mammalia; Eulipotyphla; Erinaceidae. Gene Ontology annotation, biological process: regulation of telomere maintenance via telomere lengthening; telomere capping.